AUGAAGGAAGCUAAAAAUGAAGAUGGAGCUUAUGAUUGGUAUAAUGAAUAUGCUUUUAGUAAAAGUUUUGGUAUUAGGGUCGGGAAAGCUGUCAAGGGGUUAAAGAUGAAAAAAGGGAAGAGAACAAGGUCUUAUGCUAGAUUGGAUACGCGUACUGGGUGUACUGCUUUUGUUCAGUUUUCGAUUGAUAAAGAUGCUAAUGGUGUUAAAGUGUCUGAUACCUUGAGGGUUUUGAAGAAAGAAGUAGGUGGAUCACCUAUGGUCGGUUUUACAGCUAGCGAUGAUUAUAAUGCUUUAUCACGUGCAAAAGCUAAUAAAGUUGAAGGUCAUGACUGUCAUCAUUCAAUCAAGUAUUGUGCUCAGAGAAAUUCCAGUGAAGAAGGUUUUUAUUAUGACUUUGAGCUUGGUGAAGAAGAGGGACUUUUAAGUUUCUUUUGGCGUGAUGGUAGGAUGAAGAGAGAUUAUAAUUAUUUUGGGUAUUUAUUGGUUUUUGAUACUACUUAUAGGACCAAUAAAUAUGAUAUGAUUUGUGCUCCUUUUGUUGAUAUGAAACAUCAUUCCAAUAAUGUUGUGUUUGGAAUGAGUUUUGUUAUCAAUGAAAAAAUGGAAUCUUUUAAUUGGCUAUUUCAAACUUUCUUUACAUCAAUUGGUGGAAAUCACCCAAUAACCAUUAUGAUAGACCAAGCUCCAUCCAUUGUGUUAGGUUUCCAGUGA
Spinacia oleracea (spinach) is the source of this 714-nucleotide messenger RNA. RefSeq names its product protein FAR1-RELATED SEQUENCE 5-like. The coding region runs from base 1 to 714 and encodes 237 amino acids. The record is from RefSeq and is a predicted model, not a curated record. NCBI's taxonomy places the organism in Eukaryota, Viridiplantae, Streptophyta, Magnoliopsida, Caryophyllales, Amaranthaceae. The transcript is spliced from 4 exons.